Molecule: messenger RNA, 3957 nt
Organism: Uranotaenia lowii
Lineage: Eukaryota; Metazoa; Arthropoda; Insecta; Diptera; Culicidae
Product: homeobox protein abdominal-A homolog
Exons: 9
Coding region: 1582-2562 (326 amino acids)
Biological process (GO): anterior/posterior pattern specification; negative regulation of transcription by RNA polymerase II
Cellular component (GO): nucleus
Molecular function (GO): DNA-binding transcription factor activity, RNA polymerase II-specific; RNA polymerase II cis-regulatory region sequence-specific DNA binding
Source: RefSeq, a predicted model, not a curated record
GAAGACCUAUCACACGGAUCCACUCCGGCGAGAACGUGCGAUUGAAAUUUUGCUUCCCGCAAACCCGAAAUACGUAACACGCGAAGCGCGUUCGUCGUGCGUGAUUUUUUUUCCGGAAAAGUUUUUUUUAGAGAUUUUAUUACUCUUCAAAGACAAGUGUUAAUUCCGAUAGUAAAACCGACGAAAGUUAAGAUCAAUUGAAAGAUUUUAUUGUUACGGUAAUUUUCAUAGUUAUCGCAGCUGAAAAACCGCGUUCGAUUUCAUCUUUUGGAGCGAUUCACCGUAGAUCUUGAACAUUUGAAUCGACAUCGCCGCGAGCGGUUAUCGCGAGUCUCGUCGCGGAAUAAGAGAUCUGUGAAGCGCCGCGCGCUCCGGGAGUGAAAUUGUGGUCGGGAUCGGAUUCCUAUUGGAACGAAAGAGAGGAAGAAGUGUGUGACGUGCUAGUCCAGCAUUUCGAGCGAGACGGCACUAGUGACUAGCGCACCACCACUAUCGCAGCGAGCAAGCCUGAAGUUAGGGAGAGCGAGCGAGAGAACUGCUUCCGAGGGGCUUUUAAUGUAUAUAAAAUAUAAAAUAAACACACAGGAAUACCAUUUUUCCUCCUGUAUUGCUUGUUAUAUGCGAAACUUUUGUAUUGUGUCAUAAACGAACUACUUGUCAUAACGUAAACAACUUCGGACUUCUACGAUCGAAUUUUUAUUAUUAUAAUAUUAAUAACAGUAAAAAUAAAGGAAGCAAGAAAGGAAAAUUCAAAAUAAUAACUAUAAAAAUAAAGCAGUAAUAAAAAUCGACAUUAGUUGGCGAAAAGAUAAAAAAUGAAUAAAAUUAUUUGAUAGAGCUGAUCGCCCGGGGAAGAUUGCCGAAAGCAGAGGAGAAAAAAAAAGGAACAACAAACAGUAAAAUUGUGUUGUGAUUGUUUUCGGUGUCCUUAUUCCGUCUCGUCACGAUUGUCAAAUUUUUUUUCCGGCUACUUCGGGGUUUUACGCUUGGUUCAGUGCUGAGGUCAUCGCAGAUAGUAGGCGACGGCAAUUUUUCAUAGCCUACUAGUGCGCGCUAAUUCGGUUGAUAGGUGUGAUUAGUGCGAUCAUCGUCAUCGUCGGGUGGCCAUUUUGGCUCAUUUAAAGUGCUACUGUGGGCAAUUAAGAGCGUCGCUAAAGUGGCAAGUGAAAAUAAACACGUUGCUUGGCGAAGAAUCGGGUUGAAGAUUGCUGGGGCCAAAAGCAAAGUCCGCAACCCAUUGGCACGUUCAUUGAUUGUGAUAGUCGAUUGAUGGCUCAUUUGUGAUAACAAGUUGGCGGCACACGGUGAUAAGAUUGUUUUGCACAAGAAAAUUGCUUGCCCUCUACUCAUGGUGAUAAGAAUGGGUCUGUUACGGCACUGAUCCGACUCUUCCAGUGAUCGACUGAUCCAACUGUGGACUGAGAAAUUGAAGAUUUUUCCCGUACACACACAGCUAUCACACUUUGUCUCGAUUCUGAGUGACAGUAGGCUUGAUUGUCACAGACCCCGAACUCCGCCGAAGGCAGUCCGUUAACGACCACCGGUUCCGAAGGUAGCCCCAGCACACCUCCCACCAGCAAAAUGUAUCCGUUCGUGUCCAACCACCCGACCACGCACAGCAGCUACUCGACGAUGCCCGGAUUCUCCGGGUUGGACGACAAAUCCUGCAGUCGAUACACCGACAGCGUGAUGAACAGCUAUCCGCCGAUGGGCGUCCCCGGCAGUGCCAGCAUUGCCCAGUUCUACCAGCAGGCGGCCGCCGUGUCGGCCGCUUCCGCCGGGGUCGAUUCGCUCGGAUCGGCCUGCUCCCAGCUCUCGUCGUCGGUGGCCGGCGGCCAGUCCGGGCUCCCGGACAUCACCCGCCAUCCGUGGCUCGUUACCGCAUCACAAUCCGCACUACAGAAGUUUGCCAGCACAGGAAUCUCAUCGCUAGAAAAUUAUUGGAUGAGCAACCCUUUCGAUCGAGUAGUCUGUGGUGAUUUUGCCGGACCCAACGGAUGCCCCCGGAGACGAGGCCGCCAGACGUACACCCGCUUCCAGACCCUGGAGCUCGAAAAGGAGUUCCACUUUAACCACUACCUGACCCGCCGGCGGAGAAUCGAAAUCGCGCACGCCCUCUGCCUCACCGAGCGACAGAUCAAAAUCUGGUUCCAAAAUCGCCGGAUGAAGCUGAAGAAGGAACUGCGAGCCGUAAAGGAAAUCAACGAACAGGCCCGCCGGGAACGGGAAGAACAGGACAAGAUGAAGAACGAUUCGCUGAAAUCCGCCCAGCAGCACCACAGCCAGAAGCAGCACUCGGCAGAGCAGUCGCUGGUGGGUUCGCAGCAAUCGCAAAGCGGAGGUGGAGGCGGAGGCGGAAAUCCGGGAGGACCAGGAGCCGGAACGAACGGAAGCAGCCUCGGAAGCCAUCUGCACCAUCCCUCGAUAGUGGCGUCCCAGAACGAUCUGAAGCUGGGCCUCGGCGGCAUGGGCGUCGGCGUCGGAGGGAAUCUCAGUAUGAUGGGAGGUCUGGAUAAUAAAACCAAUCAGGAUAUACUGAAAGCCCGCAAACCUGAGUACUAGAGACAUCUUCGGUUCCCCACUACAGCCGUUUCUAGAGCGAUCGUAAACUGCAACAGCAAAAACAUCAUAACAAAAAUGAAAACACCGAAAUACGUAAUGAAAACAAAAACAAAACAGAUUAACCAGUACCACGUAACGAUGACGUAAGCAAAAGCGAAAGAGAGAGAGGGAGAGCGAAUCGAGUCGAGCUAUGAGCGAAAGACGAGUGAACGAGAGAACGAGAGAACGAGAGUGCGACGAGGCAGCGACUGACUGAUUGUGUUGAAGCUGUCCGAGAGCGAACGAGAUGGCAACAGAGAAUCAUCCAACAGCCACUGGCAGUGCAGCUUAAGGACAAAAUGGCCGCUGGUAGCUGUCCGUAGCCGGAAGAUCAGAUAAAAUCAGUUAAAAAUUUAACAAAAAAAACAAAAACAGUAAAAGUAAUAACAAAUAUACGUACUAGUGCUAAGGAACCUAUUUUUUCUAUUAGAAUCUUAAACAAAAGAAAAAAAAAACGCAAAACCCGAAGUGCGAUGUUCGCAGAAAUCAGCCACACUGAUUUGAGAAAGAGCGAGAGAAAGAGCGCGAUUGAUAGGAGAUACCGAUGAGCGUAGGAGAGAGCAGUAGGAGUAAAAACAAAAAAAUAACUCCUCCGUUUUUGACUUUCAAGUAACAAAGUAGGCCGGGAGAAUUUUCGCUCAUGUUCAGGAGGAAAAAAAAUGAAAACAAAAUCUUUCAUCCCGACUUUGGAAAGCAAAACAAAAACAAAAUUAACUGUGUUAGGUAAAAUUUAGUUAUGUAAAAUGGUCGUACUCAUUAACUUUAGCGCGCGCGAUUAGUUUUCUUUUUCGAUAAACUAAAAAACGCAACCCAUUUUCGUUCCAACUUUCAACCAACAGUGUAUAGGAUGCGUUAGGGUGGUUCAAGUCGCUGCCUGGAGGUUGCGUUCUUGGCACCUGAGACUGGCUGCGUACUGCAAAGAUGCAGCCGGCGACGAGAAGAAAAUGAAAAACCGUCUCCAGACUGGGUCAAAAUACGUAAUUAAAAGUAUAAAUAAAUCUCAUUAACGUAAAACAACAAAACAAAACAAAAAAGAAGAAAAAAAAACAAGAAUAAUCUGUCCAGUGGUUUAGAGUUAAUAUUAAAAGCUAUAGAUUAGAGAGAACGAAACAAAACAAAAACACAACAACUUCAGACGUGGAAAUCCGAGUUGCAAACUUUGUCUUUUGUUAGUUUUCUCUUUGUAAAAAAAAGCAGAAGAAAGAGAAACAAUUUGUUACUAUUUUAUAUUAACAUUCAGAAACAUUUAGGAAAAAAAACCGAUAACAACAAAUCAUUACAAAUAAUCCCUGAUAAGUUUAGUUAGCCGGAUGAUGAUGAUGAGAUCUUUAAAUAAAUUAAACCGUUUGUAAGAAA